This is a messenger RNA of Cryptococcus wingfieldii CBS 7118, 5049 nucleotides long. Its product is annotated as sterol 3-beta-glucosyltransferase. NCBI's taxonomy places the organism in Eukaryota, Fungi, Basidiomycota, Tremellomycetes, Tremellales, Cryptococcaceae. The record is from RefSeq and is a predicted model, not a curated record. Gene Ontology annotation, biological process: carbohydrate metabolic process. The transcript is spliced from 15 exons. Gene Ontology annotation, molecular function: hexosyltransferase activity; UDP-glycosyltransferase activity. Bases 1 to 5049 code for a protein of 1682 amino acids.
AUGUCCUCCCAGGAUGACCAGCAUCCCCCUCUCAAUUUGGCAUCUCAACAACCUCCAUUCCCAGCUGCCGGAACCGCUCACGACUCGCCUCCAUCUUAUACACAACAAGUCGCGCAAUCCCUGGUCAAUACGGUGGCCCAGCACACCAUACCCACAGAACCUCCAAUAGCUCAGGAGGGAGGUCAACCGCCUUCAGAUUCACAGCCUGAUCCUGGGGUAGCUGACUCAGAAGCACCCAUGGGAGACAUCAUGAAGUCGGAUAGCCCGCCACCCGAUGAUAUAGGGCUGCCGGCUGUAGAGCAUCCUCAGAGUCAAUCCCAAGAGGUCGAAUCCACUACCUCUCCAGCCAUAUCGUAUGCCCCCAAAGACCAAGCGCCGGAAGGCUGGCAUGACGAAACUACACCCGAACCGACCUCUAUAUCGAGCGGCUAUGAGGCUCAACCCGAUCUCUCCGACAUGGGCCCACCUAUAGUACCUCCUGGCAGCGAUUCCCAGGGGGUCAGGUUUCCUGCCUCUUCUCCCAUAUCAUAUGCUCCGCGGGAACUAUUACCCGAAGGUCAGACUCUUGAAGAUACGGCUUCCGAUACGGCCUCCCGACCCAGCAACUAUGAAGCUCGACCCGGCUUCGGGAUCAGCAAGGAAAUUGGUUCGAUCCGAAUGGGCGCUUCAGCACUCGUAUCAGCCCUCAACGCUUUACCGUGGGAUGAUGAAGAUGAGGAAGGAGACGAGCAGGAGAAUGACGACUUGGCGCCGUCAGGUCCAGGGAGAGGAUCUGCCUCUGUCAUGCAAGAGACCGUACGGCGGCCCAAAUUGGCAAAACUUGGCUCAUCGCUCAAUACCAUUCGCCCCCUCUCGAAUCCCGCCACCCCCUUACCGACUCCAUAUGCACACCCCUCCCACAAUCUUCACUUUCCAUUCCGACAGAACGCCAUUGCGCGCAAAGCUCGGCGUCCCGGUACCACCGAGCUCGACUAUCAAUUUGCCGCUUCUCCUCCUCGCUUCGGCCAUGAGCGUCAAGGAAGCAUAGCGAGCGAAGUAAGCUCUGAUGGGGAGGUACCCUUACCGAAGGGUUUCAAGCAGAGCAAGAGGGAAAGUGGUGAUAGCAGUGUAGGGUCGAUAACCGGGGAGGAGGCGGACAUGCUCAAUGCGAGGAUCACGCAAGAGCAAGGGAUCGCGGAUGAGGAAGAGAGGGUAGAAGUGCUCAAAACAGCAAGAGAAGAAGGCGUGAGCGAGAUUGAGCUUGGCAAAGCUAUCAGCACGCGAGGCUCGCCACAGGAUCUCAACGCUGCCGCUGCCCUCAGAGAGGAAGACCUUGAAGGAGAAGACGUGAUUGCCAAGUCACUCGAAACAGACGAGUCGGAGAAGAGGCUGAUGCGGAAAGAGCGACUGGCGGAGAGGCUGAAGGAGGUCUUUGGGCUGGAGGAGAGGGAGGAGGUCUUGGGGGAGAUGAAGUGUUGGCUGUUGAGGAAUGUCAUGCUCAAGGGCUACAUGUACCACACCAAACGCCACAUCUGCUUUUUCGCCAACAUGCCAGACGAAAACAAUCUCCUCGUUAAAUCGGGUCCCCUCUACAAGAACGCCUCCCGUACAAAACUGAACACCAAGUUCUGGGUCGUCCUCAAGAACGACGUACUGUCCUGGUACGAAUCCACCUCCAACCCCUACUUCCCCAAAGGCAACAUCUCGCUCCAAUACUGUAUCUCGGUCGAUCCUGUGCGAGUCACAAAAUUCAAGAUACGGACAGCGGAGAGGAGUUACACGUUCACAGCCGAUACUGAGGGAGGAAGGGAUGAGUGGGUAAAGGUAGUGAAGAAGGUGAUGUUCAAGCUGCAACAUGAGGGGGAGACAAUCAAGGUCAUUAUACCUUUUGAGGCGGUGAUUGAUGUCGAGAAAAGCCCGACUUUGGAGUUCGCCGAGACUAUCGAAGUCAAAUGUAUGGACCCAGAAGAUCAGAUGUCGAUAGACAGCUACUUUUUCGCGUCUUUCCCUGACAACGAUUACGCUUUCGAGAUCCUCUCACAGCUCGUCCGAGAUCGUUCGCCCGAUAUAUCUCGCGCAUCGUCCGCAGACAUUCCUCGGAUCUCAUCCGCUGCCACUAUCACUGUCGGCCAAGAGUCACUCGACACGAGCUAUGCUACGCUCAAAACCCCUGUCGAUAAGCCGGCUUCUCCCUCACCGACUGGAAGCCUCCCUCAACCCAUCAAGAAGUUGAGUUCUGUCUUGAAGCCUUUGGUCUCUAGGACUGGGGACGAAGAAGCAGCAUCUCAAGAAGACGCGCCCAGCCAAAGUACCUCCGACACCACCGGCACAAGCUUUGACGGUUACCCUCCAGCCCAAGUUGGCCCACCUCCUGCCUCCAUGCUCGAAGAUAAAUCUACCUGGGGCCCAUCUUGGAUCCGCAAGCCCGCUGCCAAGAUCUUUGGAAGCUCCCCUAGCGGGUCGAUCUCUUCGCACCUGGGAAGAUCUCCGACAGAUAGUCUUACGACUGUCGUGGAGGAUCCAAGGGCGAGGUUGGGGAGAGGGAAACAGCACUCUGUCACGGAGGUCGUAGAGGCGCCUCUCAAAGACCUCCUUCAUGACACAGAGGGCGAAGAAAGUGAUGAUGAUUUUACUGGUCAUACUUCUCAAAACAGUAGCUUCCAAAGCGCCGCUGAAAAGAGGGCAGCGCGAUCAUCAUGGACGUCAGAAUCGUCUGCCGGAAGUCAGAUGGUUCAUAGCAGAUCCGACUUUUCCAUGUUGGGUUCAGACAAUGGCCACAGCGAAAGUGCGGAGAUGGUGAAGAAGUUUAGGUCGUUCUUUGCACUGAGUGAGAAAGAAGAGCUAUUGGAUCACUUUCCGGGGUAUCUGUAUAGAGUAUUGCCUAUAUCAGGAAGAUUCUUUGUGUCCACCAAUUACUUUUGUUUCAGAUCAUCACAGCUUCUCUACAAGACCAAGGCAAGUUCAAUGAUCAUCCCCAUUCGGGACUUGUACGGCCUCAAGGCCCAGAAGGCUUUCCGAUUCGGCCACUCGGGCCUCAUCAUCGUGAUCAAAGGCCACGAAGAACUCUUCCUCGAAUUCUCCAACCCCGACCGACGAAAAGCCUGUAUCUCUAUUCUCGAAGAACGCAUGGAGACUGUCCGCCUAUCCGUCUCCUCGGGCCAGACCCCUCCAGACCAGAACCGGAUCAAAGCGCAUAUCAUGGAAGAUUUGGACGAGUCUCAUCCAAUCGAAGCCAGGACGCCUUUAGGCAGCGGUAUGAGCUCACCCUCGCCGAUGUUCGGGUCAGCGACGUCAACCUCGUUCUUGGAGUUUAAGCCGGAGCCUAUGAGGAUCACGUGUCUGACAAUUGGGAGUCGGGGAGAUGUGCAGCCGUAUAUCGCCUUGUGCAAGGGGCUACAGGCGGAAGGCCACCGAACAAAGAUCGCGACACACGGGGAGUACAAAGACUGGGUGGAAGGCCACGGGAUUGAAUUUGAGAGUGUUGGUGGCGAUCCGGCAGAGCUCAUGCAGAUGUGUGUCGAUAAUGGCAUGUUUACUGUCUCCUUCCUCAAGGAAGGCUUGCAAAAGUUCCGUGGUUGGCUUGAUGAUCUGCUCAACUCUUCCUGGCAAGCAUGCCAAGGAUCGGACCUACUUAUCGAGUCUCCGAGUGCUAUGAGCGGAAUCCAUAUUGCAGAGGCGUUGCGAAUUCCCUACUACCGAGCGUUCACAAUGCCCUGGACGAGGACACGAGCAUACCCUCACGCUUUCGCCGUCCCGGAAAGUCGCCGCGGAGGAUCCUACAACUACAUGACAUACACCAUGUUCGACCAAGUCUUCUGGCGCGCCAUCUCCUCCCAAAUCAACCGCUGGCGCCGACACGAACUCUCCCUCGAUAACACCACCUUUGACAAGAUGGAGCAGCACAAAGUACCGUUCUUGUACAACUUUUCACCGAGUGUCGUCCCGGCGCCGUUGGAUUGGACAGAGUGGAUACAUGUGACGGGGUAUUGGUUCUUGGAUAAACCGGAUGAAAAAGAAGGAGACACGGAGAAGAAAUGGUGUCCCCCGGAUGGUUUGGUCGAGUUCAUCGACGGGGCACAUGCGAACGGGAAGAAGGUGGUGUAUAUUGGCUUUGGCUCUAUAGUCGUCUCCGAUCCUGAAGAGAUGACUCGCUGCGUCGUAGAGGCUGUUAUCAGCAGUGGCGUCCACGCUAUCCUUUCGAAGGGCUGGUCCGAUAGAGGCACAAAAGCACGAGGAGAGUCAACCUUGAAGGUGACGAGUGGACUUGGAAGGCUGACUGUGAACCAUAGCGCGAUUGACUCAAUUGAUCAUGGAUGGUUGUUCCCGAAGAUUGAUGCGGCUUGCCAUCACGGUGGAGCUGGUACCACGGGCGCGAGCUUGCGCGCUGGUAUCCCUACAAUCAUCAAACCCUUCUUUGGCGACCAAGCCUUCUGGGCCGAGCGUGUCGAGUCUCUCAACGUUGGUUCCGCCAUCCGAAAACUCGGUUCUGAACAAUUGGCCAAAGCGCUUGUGAAAGCGACGAGUGACGAGAAGCAAAUAGCGAAAGCGAAAGAUGUUGGGGAAGUGGUGAAAAGGGAGAAUGGGGUGGCUAGAGCUAUAGAGGCGAUCUAUCGGGAUUUGGAAUACGCCAAGUCGAUUAUCAAGCCUCCUCCCGCGUCGGCCAUAGACGACAAGCAGGACAAUCUAAACCGAGUCUCUUCCCUCCUCGACCCUCUCACGUCUCCCGACUUGUCCCUCAAGAACAUCCGUUCCCGCUCUCGAUCUCACUCCCGAUCCCACUCCAAAUCUCAUUCUUCCUCUUUUUCGCACACUGCCUCUCCACGCAGGGCUAGUAUCAGUUCGGUUUUGGGUGGGGGAGGGGACGAAGAAGAGUGGUCGGUCAUUCCGGAGGGGGCGGGUAUGAGCCGAAGUGGUAGUCUGAGCCCAAGCGCGGGCGUCAGGGGGAGUCCGGAGAAGAGAGGAGGUAUGGGGCUGGGUAUGGGGGCGGUCCUCGGGAGGGAGGUGUUGAGAGGUGCGGCCGGGUUGCCUUUGCCGAAUCCUUUUGGCAAGUGGAGGAGCGGAGAAGAGUGA